Molecule: messenger RNA, 4476 nt
Organism: Mizuhopecten yessoensis (Yesso scallop)
Lineage: Eukaryota; Metazoa; Mollusca; Bivalvia; Pectinida; Pectinidae
Product: perilipin-4-like
Exons: 3
Coding region: 2088-4433 (781 amino acids)
Source: RefSeq, a predicted model, not a curated record
AUGAAAAAUAAUAAUAUUUGAAGACACUGCAGUCAUAUAUAGACAGAAUAUAAUAUAUAUUGAAAAGUGAUCAAUUACAUAGAUCAAAUGUUGAUGAAAAUUGUUUUGUUAGGCAGGAGGUAUAUAACUAAUUAUCUUGUGAACAUUAAGAACCUAAAAACAUUUCCACAAUGAUUAUUUCAAGAAGAUUCAAUUAUGUUUUCUUGAAUUAAAUUUCUGAUCUCUAUCACUGUAGGAUAAAUGCAUCAUAAUUCAAAAUUUUUGGGCUGUUGGAAUGCAUCACUGGAGAUCAAAAGAAUAUGAAAUUUGGGUGGGACACCAUAUUGAAAGGGAACCAGAAAAUGUGUAUAAUCAAAAUGCUGUGACGGUGACUGUUUGCGCAUGCGUGCAGAAAAGGGAGCGUGUUUGUUUACAUUUAUGACUUAACAUAUCACUUGCCAUGUUUAUACCUUUUUUAAGCAAUUGGACACACGUCAGAACAAAUGAAUGUAUUAUGAGAGAUUAAUAAUAGAAAUAAUUAACAUUUUAAUUUAGCUGUCGAUAGCUACCUCCACCUGUCGAUAACUACCCCUGUCAUUAAUGCCACCAAAACAAUGAUUUCCCGCGAUUCGUCACAUGUACGCUUAUUGCAGAUGAUGAAAUAGAGUACGUUUCCCGACAUCUUCGAAAUGCCAUCAUAAAAUAACUUACGCAAAACGGUAAACUUGAAAAACAAGUUUGAAGCUUAGACUGUCGAUAACCGCCUCCAUUGCUCUACUACUGUUUAAUUUUGAUAAUGUACUGGUAUUUAUCACGGAUUUUAUCUUACAUUGAUUAACAUUGAAACAACAAUAUACCCCACUUGUAAGGUUUUGAGGUUGUGAAUGAAAUAUUCAACAGAAUUUGAUAAUUCCUUGUUUUACUCUAGUAAUUCUAAUUGUUUAUGAAAAUAAUAAAUACUUUAAUUUUAACUACAAAAACAGCUUGUUAAAAUUUUGUAUGCUAUUCUUGUUAAUGGCAUGUGUGUUUAGGUGUGUUUUUCAAAUAAGAUUUAUGUAACUUCAGCCUUCAGGAUGUCAGAAUAGAUAUUCCCAAUUUGAUCAGUCUCUUAGUGAAAGAUUUGGAGUGAACCAUUUUCAUAGCAUUUUUUUUUUGGCUCAAUUAUAGAAUAAAGUUGUCAAUUUAUUUUCAACAAUGGGAGAGAGGGAGGCAUUUCUUCAAAAAGUAGAGACAAAGAGUGUUAUUUUUGUUUCCUCCUAGGUAUACAAAUGUUGUUUGUUUGUAGUUUGUUUGGAGAGAAAUCAUCAAAAAUCUGGGAAUUAAGGGAAAUAUUUUUAUAUCAAUAGAUCUGUUUUCUAAUCGUUUGUUUUUCGCUGAUAUGGCUGAUUGCAGUAUAAUCAGAUGAAACUGUUAAUAUCAUUCAUAACCUCAAAAACUACUACGUCAAUGGGAAAGUCAUCACCAGCAAUCUGUUUAUGACAGUGGAUGUUGUCGUGAUGCGUUGGAUAUGUAUUUAUGUCAAAUAUAUCUCGUCAAUAUUAUCAAGACAAAGUUUUUUAAAUUUUGGUUAUAUAUCGAAUGGUUGCCUUAUAUUCUUUCUUGUUUUGUUAUUAAAAAAAAUGUGGCAAUGCGUUAUUAAAAGAAAUAGAAUUUUUGACACUACAGUUGUAUGAAAAAAUAUUGAAUUAUACAAAUUUACAAGAAAUGUGAUGAUGACGGUUGUGGAAGCGAAUAUGAUAAUAAUGUUUUGAUGUAAAUUUAUAUGAUUUCGAGAGAUUUAAAAUAUUGUUGACCAAACACUAAUUAUAGAUUUCUACUAUAAACCGGACACAUGUGUUUGUAUAUUUGUAGUACGCUUGAACCACAUUUGUGGAGACUCAAAUUAUCAAGAACACUGGCUUUCCGGACGCAAUUGUAGUUUAAACUGUGAACAAAUUUUGGAGUCUACAGAUUAAUUUGGUUCCCAUUUACAGCCAAGCUAUGGUAAAGUGUUGCCUACAUGACAUUUGCUUACUGUCCUGAUCCAGGUUGUAACAAUCCUCUGGUAAUAAAACCUCAUUUACGUGUACAUCCUUAAGAGUCUAGUGAAGCUAGUUUAAAGGCUAAGAAUGAUCCUUGUAGUGCCCCAUCUGGAUAGAAUUACAUCUUUGUCCACUAUCUCAGUCAUUACAUUGCUCUGUCUGGGGUCUAUCUCAGUCAUUGCAUUGCUCUGUCUGGGGUCUAUCUCAGUCAUUACACUGCUCUGUCUGGGGCCUAUCUCAGUCAUUACACUGCUCUGUCUGGGGCCUAUCUCAGUCAUUACACUGCUCUGUCUGGGGCCUAUCUCAGUCAUUACACUGCUCUGUCUGGGGCCUAUCUCAGUCAUUACACUGCUCUGUCUGGGGCCUAUCUCAGUCAUUACACUGCUCUGUCUGGGGCCUAUCUCAGUCAUUACACUGCUCUGUCUGGGGCCUAUCUCAGUCAUUACACUGCUCUGUCUGGGGCCUAUCUCAGUCAUUACACUGCUCUGUCUGGGGCCUAUCUCAGUCAUUACACUGCUCUGUCUGGGGCCUAUCUCAGUCAUUACACUGCUCUGUCUGGGGCCUAUCUCAGUCAUUACACUGCUCUGUCUGGGGCCUAUCUCAGUCAUUACACUGCUCUGUCUGGGGCCUAUCUCAGUCAUUACACUGCUCUGUCUGGGGCCUAUCUCAGUCAUUACACUGCUCUGUCUGGGGCCUAUCUCAGUCAUUACACUGCUCUGUCUGGGGCCUAUCUCAGUCAUUACACUGCUCUGUCUGGGGCCUAUCUCAGUCAUUACACUGCUCUGUCUGGGGCCUAUCUCAGUCAUUACACUGCUCUGUCUGGGGCCUAUCUCAGUCAUUACACUGCUCUGUCUGGGGCCUAUCUCAGUCAUUACACUGCUCUGUCUGGGGCCUAUCUCAGUCAUUACACUGCUCUGUCUGGGGCCUAUCUCAGUCAUUACACUGCUCUGUCUGGGGCCUAUCUCAGUCAUUACACUGCUCUGUCUGGGGCCUAUCUCAGUCAUUACACUGCUCUGUCUGGGGCCUAUCUCAGUCAUUACACUGCUCUGUCUGGGGCCUAUCUCAGUCAUUACACUGCUCUGUCUGGGGCCUAUCUCAGUCAUUACACUGCUCUGUCUGGGGCCUAUCUCAGUCAUUACACUGCUCUGUCUGGGGCCUAUCUCAGUCAUUACACUGCUCUGUCUGGGGCCUAUCUCAGUCAUUACACUGCUCUGUCUGGGGCCUAUCUCAGUCAUUACACUGCUCUGUCUGGGGCCUAUCUCAGUCAUUACACUGCUCUGUCUGGGGCCUAUCUCAGUCAUUACACUGCUCUGUCUGGGGCCUAUCUCAGUCAUUACACUGCUCUGUCUGGGGCCUAUCUCAGUCAUUACACUGCUCUGUCUGGGGCCUAUCUCAGUCAUUACACUGCUCUGUCUGGGGCCUAUCUCAGUCAUUACACUGCUCUGUCUGGGGCCUAUCUCAGUCAUUACACUGCUCUGUCUGGGGCCUAUCUCAGUCAUUACACUGCUCUGUCUGGGGCCUAUCUCAGUCAUUACACUGCUCUGUCUGGGGCCUAUCUCAGUCAUUACACUGCUCUGUCUGGGGCCUAUCUCAGUCAUUACACUGCUCUGUCUGGGGCCUAUCUCAGUCAUUACACUGCUCUGUCUGGGGCCUAUCUCAGUCAUUACACUGCUCUGUCUGGGGCCUAUCUCAGUCAUUACACUGCUCUGUCUGGGGCCUAUCUCAGUCAUUACACUGCUCUGUCUGGGGCCUAUCUCAGUCAUUACACUGCUCUGUCUGGGGCCUAUCUCAGUCAUUACACUGCUCUGUCUGGGGCCUAUCUCAGUCAUUACACUGCUCUGUCUGGGGCCUAUCUCAGUCAUUACACUGCUCUGUCUGGGGCCUAUCUCAGUCAUUACACUGCUCUGUCUGGGGCCUAUCUCAGUCAUUACACUGCUCUGUCUGGGGCCUAUCUCAGUCAUUACACUGCUCUGUCUGGGGCCUAUCUCAGUCAUUACACUGCUCUGUCUGGGGCCUAUCUCAGUCAUUACACUGCUCUGUCUGGGGCCUAUCUCAGUCAUUACACUGCUCUGUCUGGGGCCUAUCUCAGUCAUUACACUGCUCUGUCUGGGGCCUAUCUCAGUCAUUACACUGCUCUGUCUGGGGCCUAUCUCAGUCAUUACACUGCUCUGUCUGGGGUCUAUCUCAGUCAUUACAUUGCUCUGUCUGGGGCCUAUCUCAGUCAUUACACUGCUCUGUCUGGAGCCUAUCUCAGUCAUUACACUUCUCCGUCUGGGGCCUAUCUCAGUCAUUACACUGCUCUGUCUGGGGCCUAUCGCAGUCAUUACACUGCUCUGUCUGGGGCCUAUCUCAGUCAGUUCACUGCUCUGUCUGGGGCCUAUCUAUCUGUCUGGGGCCUAUCUCAGUCAUUACAUUGCUCUGUCUGGGGCCUAGCUAUCUGUCUGGGGCCUAGCUAUCUGUCUGGGGCCUAGCUAUC